Molecule: messenger RNA, 1831 nt
Organism: Xiphophorus hellerii (green swordtail)
Lineage: Eukaryota; Metazoa; Chordata; Actinopteri; Cyprinodontiformes; Poeciliidae
Gene: ypel3
Product: yippee-like 3
Exons: 5
Coding region: 368-727 (119 amino acids)
Source: RefSeq, a predicted model, not a curated record
UUCACCCUUCCUCCAUCUGCGUGCUUUCAUAAACAAACAGCAUUUUUGUUCCGCUGGAGAACGCAUUGCCCUCUGGUUUGUCAGCUUGCCAGUAUUGUCAGAUCUCCGGCUCCUGUUUUUUGAAAAAGCCGUGGAAGAACUUUGUUGUUGAGUCGGAACAAAAACGCGGGCUCUGCUACAACAAAAACAAUCUGAGCUGGUUUUUUCCCCCCCUCAACCGUCGGCGCGUGGAGGACUGUAGCACCGAGACGAGCUAAAGGCUGGAUUUCACAGUCUUAACAUUUGCUCUUUCCUUCAAUUAUUAAACUGUCAGUCACUAAAGACCGCUUUGUAUACUUUGAGCAGCUUCAGCUUUAGCAGUACAGACAUGGUGAAGCUGACAAAAGCCAAGACCUUCCAGGCCUACCUGGACUCUUGCCACCGCCGUUACAGCUGUGUGCACUGCCGCGCCCAUCUGGCAAACCAUGACGAUCUUAUCUCCAAGUCAUUUCAAGGCAGCCAAGGCCGAGCAUACCUCUUUAACUCAGUGGUUAAUGUUGGCUGCGGUCCCGCUGAGGAGAGGCUGCUGCUUACAGGACUCCACGCAGUAGCCGACAUUUACUGUGAAAACUGUCACACCACUCUGGGCUGGAAAUAUGAGCAAGCCUUCGAACUCAGCCAGAAGUACAAGGAGGGGAAGUACAUCAUAGAGCUGUCCCAUAUGAUAAAGGACAACGGCUGGGAUUGAAAUGGAAAACCGCUAUGCUUCUUUAUGACUUUUUAAAAAAGAAAAAAAAAAGUUGCAUCCCCUCGACGUGAAAGGGUUCAAGUGUAUCGUCCUCAUCUCGCCUUCGAGCUACUGCUGUGCCACACUUUUACUUCAUGCAGCUUUUGCUAAGAAUAGCAUGUGAUGCCUUAUCUUCGUCUACUCUUUAUGUCUCCUGCCCCACCAUCAACACACUUAACUGAGAUCGUCAUCACGAUUGAUUGGUUGUUCUGGGACUGAAUAAGUGUUUGGCUUCUGUGUGUGGAGAGAGAGUGGGUGAUUUGGUUACAUGGGAAACCGGGUGUGUGAUGGAUUUUAAAGCCUUUUAAUGCAAGAAAGAUCAAACGUUUACAGUGAUCACUAAACCGUGUUGCUGUGAAACCGCAAGGCCAAUCAAAGCUAAAGAGCUCUACCAUUGAUAAUUGGAUUUUUUUUUUUUUCUUCUUUUGAGCUAAAGGUGCAGGUUUUGAUGUAUCUUGCCUAAAUAGAAUUAAGUUUCAAUGUUUGUUUCAAUGGUAGAGCUUCUUUGAGUUAAAUAUACAAGGAGGAUAUGGGAAUACAUAGAGCAGCAGGCGAGCUCUUUGUCUUUGUUUUUUUGUUUUGUUUUUUUAUUAUUGUUAUUAAUUCGUGUUUUUUAAUUAUUUUAGAGUCAAUAUGGCAAUCGGUAUAUUGAGUUAGUUAUAAGGCCAACAGAAAUCUUCUGCAAGAAUUCUUCAAUCUGUAGUGAGUCUUCUGUUCACAGGUGUAACUUUUUGGAUGCGUGUCUUGUUUGCAGUGAGGCAUCUUGAGCUGGAUGGUGUUGUGAAGCAUUAGUCUGGAACUGAUUUAUACUUCUAGAUCUCUUUUCACUGCACACUUGGGAUAGCUUUACUUCCAUUCAAUGCUAAUGAGACCUAUAUUCUUUAUACGUUUGCGCAUUACCUAACACUGAGCAGUUCCUAUCGACACAUUAGCUUCACUGUGUUAAUGCAAGUUGUGGUUAGGAUAGAUGUAGCAUAUUUAUGGUGAUUUUUAAAAGUGUCUGCUUUCAUUAAAGUGGUUUUUAUUUUAACCUGGUCUUUCAUUAAAAUACAGAUUGGCUGUAGA